CGGACAGACUCAGUCCGCUGCUGUUGGCUGGCACACGAAAGGAUGCGGAAAAGUGAAAAGGAAACGCUUCGUCGGUUGUUGGUUGGUUGAUCCUCUGCUCCUUGCUCCUCUCAUACGUUUGUCAUAGCCAUGGUCAUGGGUAUAGAGAAGCAGUUUGGUAGGCAGCAGCAAAGCCAACAGACCGUCCUUUGGUGACAGUUCUUCUGUGGGCUGCUCGUUAGUGGAUUUAGUCGUCGAGUCGCGUGCUAGCGAGUCAAUUCGGAUACGCGUCCUUAAGCACAGUGGCUGCCUGGCUGGCAGGUGUGUGUGGCGAUAGGUGUAGUGUUGUGUGGUGUGGUGUGUAGCCAACCAAAAGAAGUCAGAAGUCAAACCACCCCCUCUCACUCCAGUCGGACAACGGAGUUCCCGUGUGUUGUGCAAGGAUCAGGCCGAAGAAUACAUAUGAGGCGUGUUGAAGUGGCAGUGUUAUAAUUCAUUUAGCACAGGUGAAGAAGCAAAUAAGGCAGCUCUACUACUUUCCAGGCAGCAGCGCAAGAAGAAAAAAGGAUACACGGAAAUAAGGGAAAUUUAUUAUCGCCAAUGUAGUUUUCCCAUCAGUGAGACUCCCCACCCUUUCCAGAAGAGUUUGCCAGCAGCAGCAGUCGUCGGUGACGAAAAUGCCGUGCUCCCUCUUGCUGGAUUGCGACUACGGCCGAACCGAAAGCAGCAGAACUUGGGGGCUCAACGGUGUAAGAAUUUGCAUAUGACCUAAUUAAGGGGGGAGGGCGCUUGUGUCUCGUAUGGUAAUCCUUAAGAGUAGCAGAAGACAACUCACUGUAGCCAGGACCGCAGUGUAUCAGUUAACAAAAUCGACCAACAUUGGUGGGUUCCACAUAACAAUGAUUCCAUGGAUGAGGGAAAAGAUUGCCGAAAAGAAGGCUCGCUGGCAGCAAUCUAGGAAGCAGCAACGGGACACAGCUAGUUCUGCUGCUACAGGCGGUGGCGAUUCGUCAACGGCAGGUGAAGGCUCGUCAAGCGGAUCAACACCCAAUGCAUCAGCAUCUGCCUCGCCAGCAUCUGGUUCCAGCACUCAUCGAGCCAGUCCCGGAAGUCGAAGCUUUCGAUUCUCAUCUGGCAGCAGUAACAGUAGAAACCAAUCACAGCAGGCCAUUGCUUCGCCGAGUUCUGUUCGCUCUAGGACCGGCAGCACCACUGGAAUACGCAAUGGCAAAGCUAGCAAAACCGGAUCCGGCAGCGGCAGCAACCAACCGCCGGCUUCCUCCUCUUCAUCACGAUCCAGCGCCGCCGACGCCUUCUCCACACCGCCAACCAAUUCCGUUGACGCUUUCUCGCUUCGAAUCGUCAACCCUCGAGGUGGGCUGGUGUGCGUUGAGGUGACGCGGGACUGCACCGGUGCAAGAUUGAAAACCUGUGCCCUGGAACGGUUCGCCAGUUGCUCAUUCUCGCUACCUCAUUUCUCGUCGGACAUCGAACAGCUGGCGGGGAAGUACAAACUGAUUCGAUCCCGCAACCGCACGGUCCUGCUGGAUGGAGACACGCUGGACAAACUGGGCGUCGAAGCAGAGGAGGAGUUCCUGCUGGUGGUGAAGCGAACCGAUUUCAUACCGGCCGAGGAGGGUAUCCGAGGGCCGUCGAUAGCCGAGGUGCUAGCGGCCACCAAACACAUUCCACUGUCCCGCACCAGCCAGCCCAACUCUACAAGCUUCAACAUCGGUAUGCUCCAGACGGAUCUCCAGCAGGAUCUGCGCCGCAUACUGAUCUCUCUAGCCCGUGCUUCUGCCUUCGUGAUAGGAUCGGGCCCUUGUGCUGAAAAGUUGGUGCUGCUCUUCAAUCAAAGGCUGACCAUCCGACGCCGGCAUCAGGCUCGAUCCAUCGAAACGCUUUUGGAGAUGGGUUUCUCGUUGGACAAAAUACACCAGGCGCUAGAACUUACGAGAAACAACUUCCCUGCAACGCUGGACUGGCUGAUACAAAACGACAGUUCGGCCAAGCUUUUAAACUGUGAUACCCUUUCCUGUCUUCAGUCGACUCCGUCGAUAGCAACGAACGCCACGCAGGACGAUCCUACGCAGGCUCCAUCGUCGUCACACGGUGGCACCACCAGUGGUGGUCGCACGGUACCCAACUCACCCGUCAAGGCUGAUCCAACCGGCGACGAGCACCAAGAAAAUUUCACCUCUAGCUCUUCCCCAGUGGCCACGACCAGUUCACCACCGGAAGUAACGACGGAUGCGCAUCACCAAGGAGAAGUAGUAAUUUUAGACGAGGAUUCGCAAUUCGUUGAUCGAAUGCAGUCGGUGGAGACUCUGUUGGAUAUCAUCCGACAGUACGCCGAUCGUGACGUGUACCCCGUUCAGGAACUGGUCAACUCGAUCAUGGAGAUGGGUUUCGACGAAAGGAGCGUUCGUGAUGCGCUGAUGGCCACCAGGAACAAUCAGGCGGCUGCUUGCGAGUGGCUUCUCGGAAAUCGGAGUAAAAGUCUGACUGAGCUGCGCGAUGGUCUGUCGCCAGAUUCUCCAAUUCUGCAGGUUCUAUUAGCUUCGCCCCAAGUACAAAUUAGUUUAGGCAAUCCAAAAAUGUUUAUAGCUCUACUAUCAAUGCUGGACAACUCCUCAACCAUGACGAUGUGGCUCAGCGACAACGACACGUCUUCGGUGCUGGGACACAUUCUGAGGACGUACCAUGAAGAGAAACACAUCGUGGCAAUCAAUCAAUUCAACAACAGUAGUGCACAAAGCAACGCAAACAAUUCUACCAACUAGUCAUUAUAGGGUUUUACUGUUAGAAUCUAGACUUCUCUUUCCACAAAACUCACUUCUACCAGUGCAAGAAUGAAGCUUGAACGUUAUCUUGCUGGGAAAGAAACAGCGGGAGCACAGUUAGGAAACUUAUGACAAAUAUUGUUCCUGGAUCAAUUAGCGAAUAGCAGAUACAAAAAACCAAAUUUAGCGGAUUUUAAGAAAUGUUACGAAGUAUGUGAGCGUAAUCAAAUUUGUUGGUGAUUUGAACGAGAAUAAAAUUACAAAUACAGCAUUUGCCGCUUAACGAAAAACGCUUCAUACUAUGCAUCGGUAGAUAAAUUUCUUCAUAAUGUUCAAUUCAGUAGAAGCUUUGCUGGUAAUAACUUUGCUCACACUACUUACUUACUUUUCGAAUCAAUUUCUACACACGCUCUUCUGAUAUUCGAUACGAAGCCGAUAUGCACUAUUAAUAUAAUCAUUGCUUUGUAUUCUAAGUUCGAGUGCCGUUAAAGUAACUAUACCUUAGGAAGAGAUUCAUAAUACGAAAUAGAAUGCUCACAUGCCAUUUGUUGCAUCGUUAAAACGCAGACAUAGACACACACACCAGUGCCAAUUAAUCGAAAACGUGUUACAAAACAUUCCAAAGUACCGGAUUCAAAAACAAAGAGGUAACUAAAAUAUGAAGCAAACAAAAACACAAAAACAAACAACACUGUCGCUUUGUAGCAGCACGCGCAUAUUCGUAAUACGGAAAAAAAUUCUAAUAUAAGCUGAGGAUACUGAGGACGAAUUUUAGACAGAGGCAUCGUUGUGAUGUAACAAUCAUUCGAGGUGUAAAAUGUGUAGGCACGUGUCGAUGUUUGAUCUCAUGAUAUUGGUUUGUAGAACGAUUUCGAAACAGUUGACCUUUUGUUUACCUGGCUAAAAAAACGGAUUUAUUCCCCUCAAUUUAGUUAAUCGAUUUAGUCAUAUUUUGUUUUGGAGUUUUUGAAGUAACUAAAGUUAGGUACUUAUGUAGGUAUAUCCUUCCCUUUUUUCACUGGCAUAAUUUCUGUCAUACAGAUAACUUUUUGUAAAACAUCAACAAAUUGAAUUUUUUUUUGAACGACGCACUCCUACUAAUCGUAUCAUAGAUUUUAGAACCAUCAACACAGCUGAAGUACAUUUUUAUGAAUCUUGUCAUGUGAUAUCGCAAGCUGGAAUUAGUGGAUGAAGUUAAGGCAAAUUCAAAUACAUACAGCCACGUUUAUUUGAAUAAUAAAUA
Molecule: messenger RNA, 4005 nt
Organism: Uranotaenia lowii
Lineage: Eukaryota; Metazoa; Arthropoda; Insecta; Diptera; Culicidae
Gene: Kpc2
Product: ubiquitin-associated domain-containing protein 1
Exons: 8
Coding region: 780-2762 (660 amino acids)
Molecular function (GO): protein binding
Source: RefSeq, a predicted model, not a curated record